AUGUUCUCCUCGUCCUCCUCAGGGAGUGGCAAGAAGCCGCCGCCACAGCAGGAAAUGGUCCAAGUCGCCUCGCCUCCGCAACAACGACACGCUCCGCGGCCGACGUCUCCUCCCUUCAAAACCUACAUGAACUUCCUCUCCACUACCAAUGACGACUGGAACGCAGACGAUGCAGGCGAGAUAUAUGACUACGAUGACGACGAUGGGGACGACUUCGGCUUGCCAAGCCUUUCAAACAUGAAGAGAAGGACAAAGCGAAUGCAAGACGCUCAGACGAGAGCCAAUGCCGGCAAUCAAUCCUCAGAUAUAGACAGCUACAGCGGUGGCUUCCAUUCCAGGCGGUUCUCCAACAGCGCCGACAUCGCGAUCGAGAGACCGACCCCAUCUUACCCGGUGGCCAAGAAGAGCGAGGGCAAGAUCCUCAGGCCACAGUACAAGGAGAUCCUCAAGGACCCAGCUAAUGCGCUCCACCUCAUCAAUCACCCUUCAACACCACCAAACGCCUCACCUAAAGAAGUCGACGCCAUCAACUCUAGGAUAUCCAGGAUAAAUAAGUUCAAGAAGAUCCUCCAGGCCUCCAGCGUGGUUCUCCCAGACCUGCGGGCAGCAGCAUGGUCAGGCGUGCCGGAGGAGGUCAGAGCCAUGACAUGGCAGCUCCUCCUCUCAUAUCUACCGACGAGCAGCGAGCGGCGGGUGGCGACUCUGGAACGGAAACGCAAGGAGUAUCUAGACGGGGUGAAGCAGUCGUUCGAAAAGGGCACUGGCAGCACUGGCGCGACGGCAGGGAAGGUGGGAGGAGGGUCACGAGGUCUGGACGAGGCCGUGUGGCACCAGAUCAGCAUCGACGUGCCCCGGACGAACCCGCACAUCGAGCUCUACGGCUACGAGGCGACGCAGCGCUCGCUAGAGCGGAUCCUCUACGUCUGGGCAGUGCGCCACCCGGCGAGCGGCUACGUCCAGGGCAUCAACGACCUCGUCACGCCCUUCUGGCAGACGUUCCUCGGCGUGUACAUCACCGACCCGGACAUAGAGCGGGGCAUGGACCCGGGCCAGUUGCCGAAGGCGGUGCUGGACGCGGUCGAGGCGGACUCCUUUUGGUGCCUGACUAAGCUGCUCGACGGCAUACAGGACCACUACAUUGUCGCACAGCCAGGAAUUCAGCGGCAGGUCCGGGCGCUGCAGGACCUCACGGCGAGGAUCGACGCCGGGCUGGCGCGGCACCUGGAGAGGGAGCACGUCGAGUUCAUCCAGUUCAGCUUCCGGUGGAUGAACUGCCUCCUGAUGAGGGAGGUCAGCGUCAAGAACACCAUCAGGAUGUGGGACACAUAUCUGGCCGAGGAAAAUGGCUUUUCUGAGUUCCACCUCUACGUCUGCGCUGCGUUCCUAGUCAAGUGGUCCGACAAGCUCGUCAAGAUGGACUUUCAGGAGAUCAUGAUGUUCCUGCAGUCGCUCCCCACGCGCGAGUGGACCGAGAAGGACAUCGAGCUGCUUCUCAGUGAGGCGUACAUCUGGCAGAGCCUGUUCAAGGGCUCGGCGGCGCACCUGAGGGGCGGGCCGUCGACCAGCCGGAGCCAGAGUCAGAGCCUGCAGCUGUGA
Molecule: messenger RNA, 1596 nt
Organism: Diaporthe amygdali
Lineage: Eukaryota; Fungi; Ascomycota; Sordariomycetes; Diaporthales; Diaporthaceae
Product: GTPase-activating protein gyp1
Exons: 4
Coding region: 1-1596 (531 amino acids)
Biological process (GO): activation of GTPase activity
Cellular component (GO): Golgi apparatus
Molecular function (GO): GTPase activator activity
Source: RefSeq, a predicted model, not a curated record